CCUCCUCUCCUUGCGCACCUGCCAGACCAUCAUCACCUCCUCAAGGUCAGUCAGUCAUUCCUCUCCUCUUCUCGCCUACAGCCGAUCAUGUUUGGUGAUCAGGCGCUGAAGCUAAUCGUGGAGGCGAGGAACGUAGAUGCUACUGGCUCCCUCAAGCCCUACAAGUGAGUGGGAGCUACAAGCGCAGAGCAGCUCUCAUGGCCUUGCACUGAAUCUGUCCCUUCCACCCCCUCCCUCUAUCGCUCAGUGAGGAGAUCAUCCGCCUCGUCCUCCUGGAAACCCGUCAGCUCCAGCAAGAAGUCGACGCCAUCAUGUCCUCUGUGCCUGGUGGUGCAGAAUUCGCCGCCGAAGCCGCCGAACGCGAUCCUUCUCUCGCCGCUCAACUCCUCUCACACCACUUGGCAGUACAGAGGAAUAAACGCUGUCUGCUGGUGUACCACAAUCAUCGAAUGGAUUGGUUGAAGAGGAAAUUAUGGGAAAAGGGGGGCAGUGUGGCCCUUGUGCUAGAGGAAGAAGAGGAAGGAGGGGCUGCAGGAGCAGGGGCAGGGCCUACCUCAGCAGCAGCAGGAGCAGCAGGAGCGGGACAGAAGUCCCACCCGGUCGAGCUACGCGCCAAGCUUUCUACGGGAGAGUUGUCCUGGCUACGCAAUUACGCCUCGCUUCUCACGGCGUACAAGUCCGAGUUCCUAGAUAUUCUAGACAUUGCUUCACCCCUCUCUGCCUCCUCUUCCUCGCGGGCGAGGGGAAGGCAUAGGCUGGAGUACAAGCCACCGGAUGAACUGAUGGUCACUGUUGUGGCUAUGCGGGAUGCGAGGGAGGUGAUGACGGAAAUGGGCACGUUGAAUCUGAGGAGGGGAGAGAGGAUGAGGGUCAGGAGGAACGAGGUCGAGGGAUUGAUCGUGCGAGGGUGGCUGGAGGUUGCAGAGGACUGAAGAAGAGAGGGGCAAGAUUAGAAGUAGCCUUGGCGCGGAACAGUGCACACAUCAGUAUGAGCAUGAGUAUAGCCCUCAUUGCUGUAAUCGGCUCUCCCCUUCCAUCUGUACAAUACACAAUGUCGACGAAAUCAUUUUCUCUACAGUACUCCACUACAACGAUCAAGAUACACCAUCGAGGAACAGCCGGGAGCGGGGCAUGUUCACAGUAGCCCUCUGACCUUACCUUGCUCUUCUGUAGCUGAUCAGAUGCUCCGCCUCGCCCGCCUCCCUCGUUGCCUUUGGGUUGCUCGGCGAACUCGGCGGGCGUCGGCGUCUUUGUGUGCGGCGACUCGAACAUGGCCCGGG
Microstroma glucosiphilum is the source of this 1280-nucleotide messenger RNA. RefSeq lists its product as hypothetical. The record is from RefSeq and is a predicted model, not a curated record. Gene Ontology annotation, biological process: DNA strand elongation involved in mitotic DNA replication; DNA replication. The transcript has a single exon. NCBI's taxonomy places the organism in Eukaryota, Fungi, Basidiomycota, Exobasidiomycetes, Microstromatales, Microstromataceae. Gene Ontology annotation, cellular component: GINS complex. The coding region runs from base 312 to 932 and encodes 206 amino acids.